Messenger RNA from Colletotrichum truncatum, 3663 nucleotides. RefSeq names its product DNA damage repair protein. The record is from RefSeq and is a predicted model, not a curated record. Lineage: Eukaryota; Fungi; Ascomycota; Sordariomycetes; Glomerellales; Glomerellaceae. Gene Ontology annotation, molecular function: histone binding. Gene Ontology annotation, cellular component: nucleus. Gene Ontology annotation, biological process: positive regulation of transcription by RNA polymerase II; DNA damage checkpoint signaling.
AUGACGCGAUCAAAGAGUCUGGCAGAGGCUGAGAAAAAGGCCCUUGAAGGAGAAAAUGAUUCUCAAGACAGCCAGUUCAUUCUGGACCAAUACAAGACUUUGUAUGGGAUCGGCGUGACAAGCAGCUCGCCCCCGAGGCCACUCUCAACAUCGUCAAAGCAGACUCAUCGAGGCAGCAAAAGGCGUCGCGAUCCGCCCUCAACUGUCCACUCUGAUCCUUCCAGCCACGCUGCCAGUCAGCUUAUUCCCCAGCCGAUACCAAGCACCGCGCCGUCAGCCACAGGCACCGGAAACGUGCAGGACUUUGUUCGCGACGGCCUAUCGGUCGCGUUACCAGCUGUUGCCGCUACGGAUACCACAGGCCAAGAUCAUCGCGACCCAGAUCCCCAGAUAACAUCUGCAUCCUCAGUGCCGAUUGAUCCCUCUGACGAAACAAAUUUUCUCGAGCCGCCGCUGGCACCGAACCUCGAUGGCGACGCGAUAGACCCUCUGCCCGCCUCCAUCCCCGCAUCAUGCUCCGUCGACGAAAUCUCUGGGCCUCUCGAGAAAGUCAAUGUCCCGCCUCGACCUUCGCGACCUUUGUCCCGCAAGAAGGUCACAAUGGACGUGUCGCAGCAAUCGCCUACUCAAGAUAAUGACGAUCGAGACUACGAAAACUACUAUGAUGGUCCUUCCUUCGUUCAGACGAGUCCCAUCUCUCAAGAUCCGGCGACCGAGCACAAUACCAUCCCUGUUGACGAUUCGGGCGUUGUUAACUUCGGCAACCUCAGCCACCUGAUUCAAGAUGACACUCAGGUUGACGAAGAGCCCUCCUCGAUUCCGGACGAUGCCGCUCCAGCAACUGGCAGAGGCCACUGGCGCAGGUCUAGCUCUCAGCAGCACUCUUCUCUACAACGUCAGGAUGGCGAGCCGCUCCUUCCACCCACAGCACCCCCGCCACAAACCCCAGCGCAGCCCCAGAAUCCCUUUGCCGGCAUGCAGAAACUUGGUGAUCCUGCAUUGGUAGGGUCUCAGCUGUUUGGGCAGACCCAGUUCUCGUCAGCUGUCAAGCGCUUCAGCCCAACAUCCUCAAGACCAUCGCCACACGUGUACGCCCAUAACUCUAUUUCACCCAAUAUUGUCGAGACGUCCCCGCUUAAGAACCGGUACAACGUCACUUCCCCUCUGGUCUCGUCUAGCCCACGGGCAAUGAGGGUCGAACCGACUAGUCGUGAUAACAGGGAUUGCAGCCCGAGCAAUAGCGGACCGCAGGAUGAUGGUACGGUGCCUGAGUCACCAGAGUUUGCCCCUGUCAAAGCAAGAGCAAGAGCAGAGCCUAUGGACAAAUACGAAAAUAUGGUUGAUUCACAAAAAAGAAAACUCACCAGUACUGAGAGCGAUGGUAUGUUAUCCGGGGAAGACUCCGACGACAUGGCCGUUGCCAUGAGGCGAAGGAGACUCGCGGCAUCGAAGCAGGAGGCCGCAGCGAAGCAGCUGACAAGCAUUGGCGUUGGACGGCGCAAUGCGCGUCGGUCGUUCGAUGCCCCUUCAGCAACAAGGAAGCCUAAGACUCCACCAAAGCGUUAUGAUACGCAAAGAAUCGAAGACGACUCAGCUGCAUCUGACAAUGAUGUCAACGAAUUCACCGUCGCGGAUUCUCAGGGCCAGACGGCGGCACAACAGCCCUACACAACACUAUCGCCCGAUCUUGCUGAGCCAGGUGGCAGGGCGAAACCGGGACUAGUAUCUAGCAACGAGGCGGUCCCUGACAGCACUGGCGCUACCCAGAAGUCUGUUCCUUUUACCGUCGUGCCAGACGCUGAGAGUUCGGGCAAUAGCUCACGGGCAAAGGACCUAAUUCCAGAAACUAGCCCUAAUAACACCCAGUCUCGUCCCGCAGCAAGGGCUAGAGCCUCUUCAGACGAGCCGUUGAUGUUACCUAGUUCUGAAGCCGUCAAAAAUACUACCCCUUCUCCGAGUGCCGCUGAUAAGAUGAAGGAAAUCCGCGUGGAAGAAUCUCCCAACCCGGAUGUUAUCAAAUCUGCUCUACCACAACCCUCACGCAGAUCCAGCCGCAAACCACGGCCAACCCUCAAGGCUCAGUCGUUGAACAACGCUGCCAGCGCUAAUACUUCCUCCAUGCCGACCCGAGCCGAGGAAGCAGGCACUACUAUCACGAAUGAAGUGCCAACUGAAACUCCCACCGCAAGGGGCCCGAUCUUGAUACAAUCGGCGCCAGUCCCUGCGGACUCUUCUGCUCCAGAAAAUGCUCCUGUUACGGAGGAGGAACCCCCACUUCCGUCUUCGCCUCCAAUACUGCAGCCUCGAGCCAAGAGCAGACAGACUUCGGUAAUCGUGGGCCAGGAGGUGGAAGAGAACAAGAACCCAUCAACACCAUAUGUUCCCGGCUCACCUACUGUCGAGCCCCCCGGCUCAACAUCAACGCUGAGCGUGCUUACGACCACACCCGUACCAUCAGACAAGAUGUCGCCAGCGACUCAAGAAUCGGUUGAACUUCCACCGCUUUCCCCCGGCAGCUCGACAAGAGGACGUCGGACCACAAAGACUUUGAGAACAGUCACAAAUGGGUCACGAGUGGCAAAACCUGGAACAAGAAGACAAGUCCGCAGGAACACACGUCUCGAUUCAGCAUCCACCGACGAGCUGACUCGAUCGCCAUCUGUCACCGGAUUCGAAAACAGUAUGAUCCAACCUCCAAGACAUACCGCGCGAGGAAGCCGACUCUCAAUGUUGUCGCAUACUUCCAGAGAUAGUACCGGUGCCAAAAUUUUCUCUGGCAUGGUUUUUGCGAUUUCUUUUCAGUCCAAAAAGGAAGGUGAAAAGACUGACCAAUACGAACACCGCCUGGGACAGAGUCGCGAUAUCGAACGAAUGAUAGUUCAGGCUGGCGGGCACCUUCUAGACAAUGGCUUCGAUGAGCUAUUCGAGCCAACAGCACUGAAGAGCAGGUCAACCAGUCCGGCGUCAGAUACUGCAGAGGAGAGCCCAUUGACAUUGACGCCUUGGGCACAGACCUUGGGCUUCACUGCCUUGAUCGCCGACGGUCAUUCUCGCAAAGUUAAAUAUAUGCAAGCACUUGCACUGGGGCUGCCUUGCAUCUCAGACCGAUGGGUAGCUACUUGUGUCGCCAAAGGAGCCGUGGUGGACUGGCUUCCUUAUUUGUUAUGUGCAGGGCAGUCCACCUUUCUCCGUGAUGCGAUCCGGUCUCGCUAUUUAGCACCCUAUCCCGCCACAGAGGCAAGGCUUGUUGAUGUUGUCGAGCGUAGACCAAAGAUGUUGGAGGGGAGCAAGAUUCUGCUUGUGAUGAAGAAGUCCCGGGCUGAGGACAAGAAGAUGCCGUACGUCUUCCUCGCACAUGUUUUGGGUGCUACACUCUCACGGGCCUAUAGUCUUGAGGAAGCCAGAGAUAUGCUGAAGAAUCGCGAACUUUUGAGCGAACCCUUUGAUUGGGUUUACGUUGAUGAGCACACUGGAAACGAAGAGAAACUGUUUAUUACCGCUACCUCAGAGCCAGUGCCAUCAAAGAAGAGAAAGAGGGUUGCGGCGUUCGUGCAAGAUGAUGCAGCGCCACCGCCAAAGAAGAUCAGAACUCUCAGCAACGAGCUGGUUAUACAGAGUCUGAUCCUGGGCCGGAUGAUUGAAGAGGGCGAACUGGAGGCAUGA